UCUAAUCGUCGCCAUGCAUGCGUCUUACCCCAGUUAGCGUAACACUCGAAACCAACCCCCAAAAUGACGGAAACUACCCCGAUCUGCAGAUGCAGGGUACUGUACCUUGGCAGUUCCGUGCCACAACAAACCAAAGAUGGUCUUCAGGGUAUCCAAGAGCCCCUGCAAGAGCUGUAUCCAGACCAGGGAGCGACUGGAGCUAAAGGAAUAGACAGUUGGCUGAGCGUUUGGAGCAACGGUAUCCUGUUAGAGAAUGUUGACGAGAAUCACAAGGCGAUCACCAGGUUUUUUCCCAUCGAGAGUCUGCACUACUGCGCCGCAGUGAGGUAUGUUCUAGUCCCAGAAAAAAACACGCUUCAUAGCCCUAGCCCGCGGUUCCUUCCACUGGAUUCGCCCUUUGCAAGAACACCAAACCCGUCCCAUCCACCCCUAUUCGCCGCCAUAUUGAGAAGGACCACCGGCAUCAAAGUGUUGGAAUGUCACGCGUUCAUUUGCAAAAGGGAGGUGGCUGCGAACGCCCUGGUGAGGUGCUGCUUCCACGCCUACGCCGAUUCUUCUUACGCCAGGCAAGUGGACACUGCUGGCAGUAUCUAUGGUACUUUGGCAUCAGAAGGAAUCAGCAAUAGGGAUAAGUUGCAGGAAUGGAAAGCGAAUAGAUCGUCUUCUGGUUCGACGAUGACAAUUAACACCAUCGGAAACAACCAAGAAGACGACGAGAGUAUAUACAAUGAAGAUGAAAAUCACAAAGUUUGGGGGGGAUCUCAGGAUAACAUUGACGGCAUUUAUGACGUAUACAAUAACACAUCAACGAUAAGUAGACCAUCGAGACCGAGACAGAUAUCACAGCCAGUAGCUGUUCCACCGCCUCCCAUCAAAGAGAAGAAGAAAAAAGACAAGAAAAAGAGUUUGAGCAGCUCUAGGGAGGAUCUUUACCAUCCCCUGAUGAAUGGGAAGAUGCAGAAUCCUUCUAAGGCUAGCAGUAUUGCAGGUACCAUGAUGAAAUCACCUAGAGGCCCUCCGAUGCCACAACAGCCAAUAUACAUAAUGGCACCCCAUCCAGGUACCCUCCCCAACCCCAAGUACCUAAAACAGUAUGGCAAUACAUUCUCGCACAGACCAAGAGGCAAAAUGCUCAUACCAGCCAGACCCGUCGCGCCGCCUAUGGUACCCAUGGCCCCAGUCAUCAUCCCCACCACCCUCCAGAGGAACAAGAAGAAAUCGAAACACGUGGAAGAGCCCAUCUAUAUGCCAAGCACCAGGGCCAUGUCCCCUGUGGCUAGCUACCAACCCAUCAACUUCCCUCACGAAGCCUAUUUGAUGCAGCAAUACGCCACGAUGGAGUCGCAGACCAGCAAAUCCAAAAAGAAGGACAAGAGUCAGAAGAUGAACAAGAAGUUGGCUCAGAGUAUGAACGGGUUGGAUGAUCCUAAUUUAGGGGAUGAGAGCCCUUUCAACACUGGUAUAUAUAAGAAGAAAGGGCAUCUGAACGAGAGGGCUUUUUCCUAUUCCAUAAGACAAGAGCAUAGGAGUAGGAGCUAUGGUUCAUUGGCCAACUUAAAGUUCGCCACACCAAUACCUAAUGGAGUUCAUGAUGUCGAAGAUAGGGAAGAUAUAAAGAAGGAACGUGAAAUAAUGCAGAUGGUACAGGAUUUAGAUCUGUCAGGGGAUGAAAUCGAAAGGUCUGAAGUGCCAAGGGGGAUGUACGAGCCCAGAAACAUACCACCAGCCCCUGUCUUGGUAACAGCUCCGCCACUUAAUGGACUGAAUGGAAGGAGCUAUAAGAGAUGAAGGGAUUUGUGUGGUCUUUCAGAAACCAAACAAUUGAUAUUAAUCCAGAACAUCACAACCAGUCAUGGAGAUAUAGAGGAAGAUCCACAAGAAGAACGACAAGAAAUUAUAUGUUGAAUUUUUUAAUUAUAAAUGAUAUUACUACAUAGUUUCUUUCGUACAUAUUAUUUGUUCUUUCUCAUCUAUCAAUUUUGUAUUCUACAUUUUAUUUCUUUUAUCACUUUCUUGGAAGAAAAGUUUUGAGAUUAGGAUCAUAUUUGGGAUAAUAAAUGUCACCUGUUCAUUCAUAGUUUUCCCCUUCUUUAAGUGUAAGAUUGUGUAAAUAUUUUAUUGGUGUAAACAUCGAAAGAUUCACGUGUAUUACAUGGAAUCUCUUGUACAGAGAUUUUCAUUGGUAUUACAUAUUAGAGUGUUAUAAUAUAUUUUAUAAAAUUCGAGGUGUUACGUUAACUUUUUCUUCUGCGUAAGAAUGAACAGAUGGGUGACUUGUGUAAAAAAUUUCCUCAGGUGCCAUUUUAGUUUCUGUUUUUCAUUGUGAGGAACUUUUCUGUAGGUACUGCAUACGUUUGUGAACGAUGGAAAAAUGCUAUUUCGAUGAGUGUAAAGUUGGAAUCGAGUCAUAAUACGUAAUUCUUCGUAAUUUUAUCGACAUUUACAAUUUGAAGAUUUUAUCGUUCAUUAGUAACUCAUUGUUGUAUUAUUUUAUGCAAUAAAAAAUGCGAAAUAAAAA
Molecule: messenger RNA, 2518 nt
Organism: Coccinella septempunctata (seven-spotted ladybird)
Lineage: Eukaryota; Metazoa; Arthropoda; Insecta; Coleoptera; Coccinellidae
Exons: 5
Coding region: 64-1788 (574 amino acids)
Source: RefSeq, a predicted model, not a curated record